Messenger RNA from Malaya genurostris, 3249 nucleotides. It is a transcript of the gene GCS2alpha, whose product is annotated as neutral alpha-glucosidase AB. Gene Ontology annotation, biological process: N-glycan processing; carbohydrate metabolic process. Gene Ontology annotation, molecular function: carbohydrate binding; alpha-glucosidase activity. The transcript is spliced from 5 exons. The coding region runs from base 187 to 2970 and encodes 927 amino acids. NCBI's taxonomy places the organism in Eukaryota, Metazoa, Arthropoda, Insecta, Diptera, Culicidae. The record is from RefSeq and is a predicted model, not a curated record.
CAUCCCUGGUUCAUUGUUGGUGAAGUUAACGUGUCUGGAAAAGUGUCACUACUUUUCGGAUUCUCGGCCAUUGAUGUAUGGCUUUUAAAAGGUAUUUCAAUUGAAAGCCGGUGUUUUACAUUGAAGAAACAAGUAUUAUUCUGUUCUUUUACGGUACGCAACGCCUAAUACUGGUAUUGCACACCGAUGGUGGUAAGUAAGAAAAUUGGGCUGGCGUUGGCGGCCUUGACAAUCUUUUGCUUCCAUCGUACGGCAAGCGUUGAUCGAAAUAAUUUCAAGACUUGUGAACAAAGUAGCUUUUGUCGUCGAUUACGGCAGUCAGAAUUGAGCACAUUCCAUGUGCUACCCGAAACACUGCAAACUUACAAGCAGUAUAUUUUACUGGAUUUGCAAAACACGGAAACGAAACACCUGUAUGUCCUAAAAUUAGCGGCUAUCAAAGAUGGACUAUUUCACUUUCAAAUUGAUGAGAAAAGUCCUCUGAGUCAACGGUAUCGAGUGACAGACGCGCUGCAGAAAGAACCGGAAUAUGUUAACUUGAAAGUGGACGCUAAUACUCCAUCAGCCAUUACUGUUUCGAUUGACGGAACUCCAAAUAAAGCAGUUGUAGCGGUUUCACCGUUCCGGAUUGACUUCUACCAUGGGGACAAACCAAUUGUUUCCGCUAACUCGAAAGGCCUCAUGAAAUUCGAACACUUGCGAAGAAAGGAAUCGAAACAAACGGAAACAGCAGAAGGUGAUGGCCAAGAUACCCAGGAAAACGAAGUUCAGGAAGCGAAAGAGGAUCCAGGUGCCUGGGAAGAAAAUUUUAAAAGUCAUCACGACUCGAAACCGAAGGGACCGCAAGCACUUUCCAUGGAUUUUAGUUUUCCGCAAGGAAAAGUUCUUUAUGGUAUUCCAGAGCACGCCGAUUCGUUUGCCCUAAAACACACAGCUGGAGGGAAAAGCGAUCCUUACCGCUUAUAUAACCUUGACGUUUUCGAAUAUGAACUAGAUAACGGUAUGGCUCUUUACGGAGCAGUGCCGGUAAUAUAUGGAACAGGUCCUAGUCACACUGCCGGCAUUUAUUGGCAAAAUGCUGCGGAAACGUGGGUUGACAUUUUCUCACCGGACCAAGAAAAAAAUGUCAUGUCAUCGAUUGUGAACUUUGUGUCGGGCUCGAUUCAAGACGAUCCCCCUGCAGCCAACUUUAUUUCGGAAAGUGGAAUCAUUGAUGUAUUUGUUCUCACAGGACCUUCGCCGCUGGAUGCGUUCCGUCAGUAUACUGACCUCACUGGAAAGGCACCUCUUCCGCAAAUGUAUGCUAUUGCCUAUCAUCAGUGCCGCUGGAAUUAUAAUGAUGAGCAAGAUGUCACUUCUGUUUCAUCUAAGUUUGAUGAACAUGAUAUACCGAUGGACACGAUGUGGUUAGAUAUUGAGUAUACCGAAGGCAAAAAAUAUUUCACUUGGGAUCAUCACAAAUUCCCACAUCCACUCGAAAUGAUUCGAAAUCUUACGGAACGCGGCCGCCAUCUCACGAUUAUAAUUGAUCCGCACAUCAAAAGGGAUGGUAGUUAUUUUUUCCACAAUGAUUGUACAGAUCGUGGGUAUUACAUAAAAAAUAAGGAUGGCAAUGACUAUGAAGGAUGGUGUUGGCCAGGCUCGGCUAGUUAUCCUGACUUCUUCAAUCCGGAAAUACGUAAAUACUAUGCCGAUCAGUAUUUAUUGGAGAACUUCAAGGAAUCGACAGCUGAGGUGGGCAUUUGGAACGAUAUGAAUGAACCGUCGGUUUUCAAUGGACCGGAGAUCACUAUGCUAAAAGAUAAUCUUCACUACGGUGGUUGGGAACACCGUGAUGUGCACAAUUUGUAUGGUCAUAUGCACAUCAUGGCAACAUACGAUGGUUUGAUUCGACGAAGUGAUGCAACACUUCGUCCUUUUAUUCUUACUCGAUCGCAUUUCGCUGGUAGUCAGAGAUACGCUGCCGUGUGGACAGGAGAUAAUAUGGCCGAAUGGGGACACAUGCAGGCAUCGAUUAAGAUGUGUCUUUCCUUGGCGGUGGCUGGUAUCAGUUUUUGUGGUGCGGAUGUCGGUGGAUUUUUCGGAAAUCCCGACAGUGAACUGUUCUACCGUUGGUAUCAAGUCGGAGCUUUCCAACCGUUUUUCCGUUCCCAUGCCCACAUUGAUACGAAGCGCCGCGAACCGUGGUUGUAUCCGGAAGAGACUAAAUUUAUAAUUCGUGAUGCUAUUCGUAAAAGGUAUCGCUUGUUGCCUCUUUGGUAUACAAUGUUUUACGAGCAUGAACGUUCCGGUUUGCCAAUUAUGCGCCCAAUGUUAGCCGAAUACCCGGCGGAUGUGAAAGCGUAUGCAAUCGAUAGUCAGUUCAUGCUUUCGAACAAAUUAUUAGUAGCUCCGGCUCUAAAGACUGGACAAUCAAAAGUAGAUGUAUAUUUCCCGACCAAAGAAAAUGGGGAAGCUGAUCUGUGGUACGACUUGGAUAAUAAUCGCAAAUAUGGCACAGCUGGUUAUGAAUCAAUAGCUGUAGAUGCCUAUAAGGUUCCAGUGUUCCAAAGAGGUGGAACAAUUAUACCUCGCAAGGAACGCGUACGUCGUGCUGCUACUCUAAUGAAAGAAGAUCCCUACACAUUAGUGGUAGCUUUAGAUAAAACCGCGAUGGCCAAAGGAACAUUGUACAUCGACGAUGAAACAAGCUUUGAAUACCGAUCUGGAAAAUAUCUUUAUCUUGAAUUUGAGUUUCAUUUUGAUGUCCUCAGUAGCAAAAAAAUUGACACCUUUGCCUCGUAUGCCACAAAAAGCUGGUUAGAACGUGUAGUUUUUGUGGGUCUUGCGAAGUCACCUAAAUCGGCAACUUUACAUCUAUCCAAUGGUGAAUCAUCAACGCUGGAUGUUUACGCUGAAGAUGGAGCAAUUGUUGUUCGUAAACCAGGCGUUUCCGUGCUGGACAGCUGGUCGAUUAAAUUAAACCACUGAAUCGAAUACCGUCGUUUGCUCAGUUGAUUUUAUCAUAAUGACUAUGAGCUUGUGAACCUGUCCGAUGACUGAUGAGUAAAGCAUCGUUGAAGAUUAGUGCAUAACUCUUUAUUUUCAUCUAAAUGUCAGUUAGUGUGAAAAUAGAAAAAAAGUGAUUUAGUGCAGUAGGGAAUAACUUCAAAUAUUCGUAAAUUUAGACAAAUUGGAUUCAAAACAAUCUUAACACCAUCAUGUUAUUGCUGGACACGAUAUAAAAAAUAGAUAAUGUUCCAAUUAAAA